AUGAUCUUCAACGAUCCAAAACAACAAUGGCAACAUGUGGCUGGAAGUGAUGGAUCAUGGACAACUGUUCAAGUUAUUCAAGAUUGUCGUCGUGGCGAUUCAUUCAGAAUUGUUUCAUUCCGUGCACAAGAUAGAACGAUCCUCUUGAAUUUCAAAAUAUACCGAAAACUGAGAUAUGUGGCGGCGAAAGAAAUAUUUCAUCAAUGGAGAGAUGAAAAUAAGAUCGUAUAUGGACUGAAUUUUCAACACGAAGAGGAAGCGAACGAGUUUCUUCAUUUCGUUACACUGGCUAUUGAACAAGUUGCAAAUCACGCACUGAAUGGGCACAAUGAAUAUCAACAGAUGCAUCCGACCGACAAUGUCUACCAGGAUCCACAUCAGCACCUGAUGCAUAUUCAUUCUGCUCCGACGUUUCACGAUGAAAAUCAGAAUGCCGCGAAUUUCCGCAAAACAUCCCAACAUGCCUCAACCCUCUCCAGUGCCUCAGCCUUGACUCAACAACAACGACGAGCUUCCCAAAGUUCGAGUACUAGUGCUGGUUCCGCCACAGCAGCUCCACCAGCUCCACCAAUCAGUAAUAUUCCACAAGCUCCGCCUCCGCCGCCUGGAAUUGCAAAAGUGUCGUCAGGUGCUCCACCACCUCCACCACCUCCACCUCUUCCUCAAUUGAGUACCGGUGCUCCGCCACCUCCGCCACCGCCUCCAUCAGCGAGUACUUUGAUGGCUUCCAAUGGAACACCUACUCUGAUGGACCAAAUUAAAAUGAGAGGAAAUUUGAAAAGUACAGGAAUCAAGACGAACGGAGUAGCAGAAGUGGAGAAACCACCACCACCGAAAGGAGGUGUCGAUCUGAUGUCCGAGUUGAAUGCCCAAUUGAAUAAACGCAAAAUGACACAAGCAAAGUCAGAUGCGGUUGAUUCGAAAUCUAAUACAAGUAAUGGUUCAUCGGAUAGCGGAUGUGGGAUCGGAACAAAUGGAUCCAAUGGUGGAUCAGUUGGAUCAGCAACUGCCAAGAAAUGGUCAGUGCCAGAUGCAUCGAAGCCGUUGGAUAGUCCAAAGACACAUAGGAAGCUUCCAUCUGCUUCAUCUCUGUUCUCACAAGAAGAUACUUCCAAACCGAGCACAUCGUUAGCAAAUGGAGCAAUCUCCUCGGUGACUCCAACGACUUUAAAUGGAAAUUCUUCGUCAGUGAUUCCAAAUGAACAACUGGAAAGACUCCGCGCCGACAUGAUGGUUGAAGUUCGUCUUGAAAUUAACAAACUUCGACAAGAUCUGAUGGAAGCGCAAGAACGGUCGAAACAGGAAAUAAUCGACACAGUGCUGAACGCAAUCGGUGCUGGUCGACGAUAG
Messenger RNA from Caenorhabditis remanei, 1350 nucleotides. RefSeq lists its product as uncharacterized. The coding region runs from base 1 to 1350 and encodes 449 amino acids. The transcript has 6 exons. Gene Ontology annotation, molecular function: SH3 domain binding. The record is from RefSeq and is a predicted model, not a curated record. NCBI's taxonomy places the organism in Eukaryota, Metazoa, Nematoda, Chromadorea, Rhabditida, Rhabditidae.